Molecule: messenger RNA, 1344 nt
Organism: Passer montanus (Eurasian tree sparrow)
Lineage: Eukaryota; Metazoa; Chordata; Aves; Passeriformes; Passeridae
Gene: OSER1
Product: oxidative stress responsive serine rich 1
Exons: 4
Coding region: 341-1222 (293 amino acids)
Biological process (GO): cellular response to hydrogen peroxide
Source: RefSeq, a predicted model, not a curated record
UUGGGGGCCAAGCAAUAAAAGUGAAGACCAUCUGUUUCACUAUAGCAGUUAUACUUGGCUAAGAGAAAAUAUGAAAUAGUAACUUGCUCAGAUGAGCAUCAUGUUGUCAGUGUUUAAGCUGCUUCCUCUCGUGUUUACUCCCUGUGUGACUCAUUGGACACCACGUGCCUUGAAAUUGUUAUGCUCCAUUAUCCUUCUGCGUGUGUCACAAUAGCUGUGUGCAGUCCUGGUGGAGCCACAGCACCGUGAGCAGCCAGAGCAGCACUGGGGAGGAGAGCUGCCACCUCCAGCUGCAGUGAGAGGCAGUACAUGGUAAUUCUAUCACCUCCUGGCCAUCCCAAUGAUGAAAUCAGAAGCUAAGGAUGGAGAAGAGGAAAGCCUGCAGACAGCAUUCAAAAAGCUGAGAGUUGACACAGCUGGAUGUACCACUUCUCUCUCUGUGGGUGAUGGGACAAGUCCCAGAGCAGUCGUUAGAACAGUGGCAGAUGAAACCAAACCUAAGAAUGUGUGUGCUUCUAAGGAAACCUGGCAUGGGUCUGUGAAGAAGCCCUCGAGAGGAGUUGUGAGAACGCAGCGUCGCAGGCGUUCCAAGUCUCCAAUUCUUCAUCCUCCAAAGUUUAUCCACUGCAGCACAAAAUCACACUCCACAUGCAGCCAGCUGGUGCAGAAGAGCCAGGCUGAUGCCCAGGAGGACAGCAGUGGCUUUGGGGUGCCAGUCCCAAAGGAAGCAGGUGCACAUGAACACUGCAGCGUCACUCCGGACGUGGGCCACAAGGGAGCUGAUGAGUCUUUGGGAGUUUCUGUGGCACAGUUGACAUCAGAGAACACUCAGGAGAACUCUCCAGCUGCAGCUUCUCCAGCAUCCAAAACAGGCCUAAAGACUACGGAGCUUUCUGACUUCCAGGCUGUGUGCAGGCUGAACUCGAGUGAGCCAUGUGCGUGUGCAGAUAAAGCCUGUCAGUGCAGACUGUGGCGAGAUAUGGAAGUGUACAAAUUCUCUGGCUUGCAGAACACCCUCCCCCUGGCACCUGAUAGAACGGUUUCUGAGGAUCACUCCCAGCCUUUGCCAUCAAGAACUCCCUCAAGUUCUCCACGCUCUUGCUCUGAGCAAGCCAGGGCCUUUGUGGAUGAUGUGACAAUUGAAGAUCUUUCGGGAUACAUGGAGUAUUACUUGUAUAUUCCAAAGAAAAUGUCUCACAUGGCAGAAAUGAUGUACACCUGACAGCAAUGAGCACUAAAACCAGAAGGGUGGCUGGUUUAAAUCUGCCCUCAGGCACAUCAUGUGAAUAUGCAACCCACUCCCUGCUCACUGUGCUUGCAAUAAAAACACUUCUUUGCAUCUCA